Molecule: messenger RNA, 1033 nt
Organism: Impatiens glandulifera
Lineage: Eukaryota; Viridiplantae; Streptophyta; Magnoliopsida; Ericales; Balsaminaceae
Product: probable histone chaperone ASF1A
Exons: 3
Coding region: 257-901 (214 amino acids)
Biological process (GO): DNA replication-dependent chromatin assembly
Cellular component (GO): nucleus
Molecular function (GO): histone binding
Source: RefSeq, a predicted model, not a curated record
UUUCAUUUCAUUUCAUUCCCAAAUUGUUAAAAAUCUCCCGCCAAGGUGCAGAGAGUCUUAUCUGUCGCAAACGCAUAUUUGCGGUAGAAAGAAUCGCAUAUCUAUCUCUAUCUAGAUCCAAUCUUAGGGCUUGACGGUUCUGGGGGAUUGUAGGUUUUUUAUUUAUUUUAUUUUGUUGUUUGUCUCUUUGCUGUUGCUGUUGCUGCUGCUGCUGCUGCUGCUGGUGGUGGUGCAAUUCUGCUUAUUGACGGCGGCGAUGAGUGCAGUAAAUAUUACGAAUGUCACCGUACUUGACAAUCCGGCGCCGUUCCUCCACCCUUUUCAAUUCGAAAUAUCCUACGAGUGCCUGAUCCCCCUCAAAGAUGAUUUGGAAUGGAAGCUUAUUUAUGUAGGAUCAGCUGAGGAUGAGAAUUCAGAUCAACUUCUAGAAAGUGUGCUUGUUGGGCCUGUAAAUGUAGGCAAUUACCGCUUUGUAUUUGAGGCUGACCCUCCAGACUCAUCAAAAAUCCGUGAAGAGGACAUCAUUGGUGUAACUGUAUUGCUAUUGACAUGCUCAUAUCUGGGUCAAGAAUUUAUAAGGGUGGGAUACUAUGUCAACAAUGAUUAUGAUGAUGAACAACUUAGAGAGGAGCCUCCCCAAAAGGUCUUAAUCGAUAGGGUUCAAAGAAAUAUCUUGGCAGAUAAACCCCGAGUUACUAAAUUCCCUAUCAAUUUCCAUCCCGAAAACAAUGAAGAAGAAAAUGAAGAUCAACUGCCUCCUCCUUCACCACCCAAUGAUUUUACUACUACCACCCAAGUGAAUGAUGCUGAAAAUGGAGAUCAACCACCGCCACUGCCUUCCCCAGUUCGCCAAAAUGAUGUGCAAGAACAACUAGAGUCGAGUCAAGCCGCCUCCCUAUAAAGCUGGUUUUGCUCCUUUCUCCCCCUUUUGUUGUUUGUCAGGUUGACGACGAUGGUGAUGGCUAUAGUUUGAAGUAGUUUUUAGUUCUGUUUUGAUCUUGAUAUAUGGGAGAGGUUUUUAGAACUGUUUUGA